This is a messenger RNA of Heterotrigona itama, 1704 nucleotides long. NCBI's taxonomy places the organism in Eukaryota, Metazoa, Arthropoda, Insecta, Hymenoptera, Apidae. The record is from the annotation of a GenBank genome assembly.
AUGGCAGGCGAGGGCUGCGUGGAGAAACCGGUGUCGACGUUGUGGCGCAAUUACGUUACCAGCAGCAGGCCGGACGUGUCGAUGAGGCUGACCGUCACGAACGGCGGUUUGACCGCCACGACGAAAGAUCACGGCCUGACAGAGUACUGGGCGCAUAGGGUGACCUAUUGCACAGCACCUGCUUCCCACCCGCGCCUCUUCGUCUGGGUGUACCGGCACGAGGGACGGAGGCUGAGGCCGGAGCUCAGGUGCCACGCUGCCCUCUGCACCAAGGAGUCCACCGCGAGGAGGCUUGCCUCGACCUUGAACGCCAGGUUACAGCAGGCGCUCCUGGAAUUCCGACGGGACAAGGUCUCCAGGCAAAAUGCUAGAUUAUCGUUAGCAAACGCUCUGUACGAGAAUCCUUCGUUACCACGACGGAAGCUACUUCUCAGCACCGGUGGUCAAAACUACCGGCCACCGCUCGAGCGAUCGAAAAGCGCGCCGAAACUGUCAGCGAUCGAGGAGGACAUCGUCGCUGAGGAAAUCGAGCAACAGAGGAUCCUCGAGGAGUUGAGGACGUUAGAGAACGUGGCACGCAGCUGGCAAGAUCAAGACAGCUGGAGGCUUGCUCGGUUGCUCGACGCUUUGAAUCGCGAGUCCUCCGACGAGAACGGAAGUAUCUCCAGCGGAUGUGAGACAGCUAGCACCGCGACCAGCGAGGAAAGAGCUCCUGGCCCGGAAGAUCAUCACGCUACAGGUGACACAAGGGAGCAACAGAUGGACAGAAGAGUGAUGUUCGCGAACGAGGCGAUGGUGAGAGGUGGCGGCCCACGAAGGAACUCCGAGGGUUCCCCAAACUUCAUGACCUGUGCCGGCAGUCCGCGUUUUCACCGUCGGAGCGUCGUGCACACCGGCCGAGAGAGGUUUCCAUCGCGCAACGAGGAGGACGAGUCGAUGGAGGAGGAGGACGAAGAGAUAGAGGAUCCAGCCUCGCACGUGUUCGACUUCGAGGACGCCGAGGACUUCGACGACGUGGUUGAUUACAGGCCGAGGGGCGAGAUACUACGCAGGCUGGACGACCCGCAGGAGAGACGAGUAAUGGAGAAAUACCCGGGAAGGAUGAGCCACGACUUGCUGCAGAAUGACGAGUCCCCUUUCUUGACCUUGGACUCGUUGGACGAGGAAGUGGACAGCGACGAGAGCGGCUACGUCGAGGCACCGCCGAAGUCAUUGUUGAGCCAAGACGACCGGAAGGACGAAGAAGACAGCAGCAGCAACGAUCACGUUGAAUCGCGCCAGGAUCAGACCGAGUCAACGCUGAACAUCCUCAGAGGAUCGAACGUGGACGAGAGUCAAAAGGAUUUCAAAGAUGGAGCGAAAGAGGGGGAGAAGGAGGAGGAGGAAGAGGAGAGUGGACAGGAAAAAGAGGCAAAGGAUCCUCUGCUGGCCGUGGAGAACAAUCAGAGGGUCAAAGAGAAGGAAAGGGAGAGAGCCGAUUUCAUCAAGUGUCCCAUUUCCGAGACCAUCAAGAAAUUGGCGAACGCGUCGCUGAAGAGCUCCAAGUCGUUAGAAAUGACCACGAACAGCUGUUUGAAAGCUCUGAAUAAUUUGAAGACCUCGAAGUCGUUCGACAGCGUUAAAGCCGUCGCGGAGAUGGAGGGGGAGUCGCCGAGUCUUCACCAGAGGAAGCAAUUGCUCGCUCAACAAGGCGUUAUCGUUUGA